Molecule: messenger RNA, 711 nt
Organism: Cryptosporidium muris RN66
Lineage: Eukaryota; Apicomplexa; Conoidasida; Eucoccidiorida; Cryptosporidiidae
Exons: 1
Coding region: 1-711 (236 amino acids)
Biological process (GO): negative regulation of transcription by RNA polymerase III
Cellular component (GO): nucleus
Molecular function (GO): RNA polymerase III core binding
Source: RefSeq, a predicted model, not a curated record
AUGCGAUUUUUGGAGCAUUCAGGUUUAAAUAAACUUACAGUUUUACUUAGUAAUUUAGAUGCUGGAGAUCGUAUUUUAAAUGGUAAAUUAGAAUUGUUUACCUGCUCUGAAAAAGACCAAGACGAAAAUGAUUUAAGUGCAAGAAUAGACCGUGAAGUUUGCGUAUCUCCAGUAUGGCUUUCUAGAUCUCCUAUUGGUCCAAUACAACGUCAAGAUGUCCGUCAAUUACUAGUAAAUUUGAUUAGUACCAUGAAUCAAUGCUUCCCAGAUUAUGACUUUAGUUCCUUAACACCAGAUAAUUUACAUAAGGAAAGGAGUUUUGCAGAUGUAUAUAGUAAUAUAAAUUAUCAUAUAUCCAAUAUAGUAGAACGAGUUUAUCCAAACUUCUUGCAAGAUUUAUGGGACAAUAUUCGCGAUGCAGUAAAUAUAAAUAAUGUAUCUGUAUACUCCUAUCGUAUAACGGGAGAUGAUGAAUCAAAUCCUUUUUCUGAUGAAGGAUGUCUAUUUGCAUUUGAUUAUUUCUUUUAUGAUAAUAUGAUGCAAAGGAUUCUUUUUUUUGCAUGUACAACAAAAUGCAAGACAAUAAUAGACACAGGUGAUACUCCGCGGAAAUUUGAUACAGAUAGUGAAUAUGAAUCUGAUAAAGAUAUAGAUUAUAAUCAUGAAUAUAAUCAGGAAUAUUGUUUGGAAUCUGACAGCACAGAAUUCUAA